GGGGUGAUUAUAAUCGCUCCAAAAUAAUCAGAGAGUCAGACAAGCCCAGUGACAUCUAACUCUUCGUAGUUGUGGCCGUUGCCCGACAAUAAUCGGCGGCUAAGCAGCGAAGACAUUAAGACAAUGGCAGAAUCUAGUAUGAGAAAAGCCGGUGACAUAAUUAAGAAAGAUAGAAUCAGUGAGCUGCCUCGGAACGUACAGGAAACUAUUCUCUGUUUUCUGCCGAUUGAGGAAGCAGUUAGAACUAGUAUCUUGUCGAAGAAUUGGAGGCAUUGUUGGACUACGAUGCCGCACUUAAUAUUUGAUGGUGGAUUUUACGAGAGAAUGGUGGAUAAGUUAGGGUAUCAUAGUUGUACCGAAUUGAUGGCGUAUAGAUGUGUUAGUGUGAUAAAUAAAACUAUUCUGCUCCACAGAGGUCCGGUUCUCAAAUUUUCACUAAGCAUACCUGGAAGUGAAUGUGAUGCUCAAAUAUUUCAUGAUUAUAUUGAUCAGUGGAUUCCGGUUUUGUCAAGCAAAGGUAUGAAGGAGCUUAUGUUAGAGGACCUAAGGCUUCAAGAAGAUACCUCAUAUCAUUUCUCUUCUUUAGACCUUACUUAUUUGAGGCUUUUAAGUGUUUGGUUUCCCUAUAAACCUAAGUUUGGAAGAUUUGCUUAUCUUACGAAUCUUGAGCUAGUUGAUGCUACAUCUCAUUUUGGACAAGACGUAUUUGAUUGCCCUGUGCUUGAGAAGUUGACCUUGAUACUUUGUCCAGGACUCUACCACUCCAACUUCCGCGCUCCUAAUCUCAGUUGCCUACGUCAAAUAUAUCGGGAAAUAAAUUCUGAAAUUCCAUACGUUGGGUUAGACAAUCUUAAAGACUAUUCAUUCAUGUUGCUACAACCAGGACCACUGCUGGCAAAAACAUCAAAUGUGGUUAAGUAUCUUGGUGGGUUGCAUAAAAUUGAGAAGUUCUCUAUAGCAAGGGAAUUUGUGCAGUACUUGGCUGACGGAGGUUGUCCAAAUAGACUUUCUACACUGCUGUGUUACCUAAAGACUCUAUAUGUCUCUGAUAUAAAUUUCACUCAUCUGCCUGAGGUUUCUUGUUUGCUUUGCAUGAUCCGGAGUGCUCCCAACUUGUGCAAACUAUAUCUAUUGGCUAGGUAUUGUGACAAUUGCAGUGAAAAGGAUUGUUAUUGUGAAAAAGAUCUCGAAUAUUAUCAAAUAGAAGAUUCUGAAGAUUGUACUACUACAUGUCAUCUUGAAGUUGUCACGUUCAGUUAUUUCAAAGGUCUUAAAGCUGAGUUGGAACUAGUCAAGUUUAUACUUGCUCACUCCCCAUUGCUCAAAACAAUGUACAUCCACCGUAGUGAAAGCAUAAAGAGUGAUGUAGCAUUAACAAUGACAGAGGAGAUAUUGCAAUAUCCUAGAGCUUCAACAAUAGCACAAAUCAGACACUUGAAACGCCUUGUUGAGAAAAAGUGUGUUGAGAUUGAUGAUUUUGAUACUGAAUCCUGGUAUGGUUAUUUUGAAUAGAGUUGACUUUGUCGCAGUCAGCUUCUAGCUCAUGCUUUGCACUUGUGGAGCAACGCUAAGAAGAUGAAAACAGCCACGUAUUAAAACAUUUGCAAAAAAUGUAUUAUAAUUUAUAGGUAUGCAACUUUAUAUGGUGAUGACCACGUGGUUUUGUGUUUCUAACUUCAUAUAGUAUAUCAACUAUUGUAUUUGUGUUGCAUCUUUUGCAUCCUAAGAUUUGCUUAAUUUUACCUUUAGUAUUUUACA
Daucus carota subsp. sativus is the source of this 1758-nucleotide messenger RNA. Its product is annotated as F-box/FBD/LRR-repeat protein At1g13570. Gene Ontology annotation, molecular function: protein binding. NCBI's taxonomy places the organism in Eukaryota, Viridiplantae, Streptophyta, Magnoliopsida, Apiales, Apiaceae. The record is from RefSeq and is a predicted model, not a curated record. The coding region runs from base 124 to 1512 and encodes 462 amino acids. The transcript has 4 exons.